Molecule: messenger RNA, 5159 nt
Organism: Periophthalmus magnuspinnatus
Lineage: Eukaryota; Metazoa; Chordata; Actinopteri; Gobiiformes; Gobiidae
Gene: alpk2
Product: alpha-kinase 2
Exons: 11
Coding region: 156-4400 (1414 amino acids)
Biological process (GO): protein phosphorylation
Molecular function (GO): ATP binding; protein serine/threonine kinase activity
Source: RefSeq, a predicted model, not a curated record
AUCUAAUUCACCAAUGAAGCACACCAACAUAACAGGUAUAGUCCAUCUUUCCUCAAUUAUGUGUUGAGCAACAGGUGCCCUGUGUGCUAACCUUUGGCUGUACUGGUUGAACAACUGGAGAUUUACUGCAAUUUUUUCAGGAAACCUAUGUUCAAAUGGAGCUGAUAUUCUGCACAGACGACCAACUAAAGCCUGAGCCACUGUCCACAGCCGUGAACAUUCAAGACCAAGAUGUCAACAAUGAUUCUGAGUUACAAUGUCCACCAGAACGCACUGUGUCAGAGGUACUGCCUGGAGACAUGCCACAUGUAUUGGGUACUGAAGGAAAGACUUCACUGUUAGACACUGAAUCUCUACAGCAAAAUAUUCACAGAGCCCAUUUGAACACACCUUUGAAUAUGUCUGAGAACUUCAUACCUGGCUCCCACAGUACUAUAGAUGGCAAAGACUUAAUAGAGUGGGAUUGUUGUGAUUUUGCACAACCUGCAGUCCCUCUGGAUGGAGCAAAUACUUGCCAAAGCAGUGAUCCUGUGGCAACUACUCUAUCCAAAUCUAUGACCAAUGCACCUGCCACUGUGCCAUCUACUGCAGGAGCUUUGUCUGGUCUGAGUGACUUUAUGUUUAGUGCCAGUUUUAAGUCAGAUGACUGUGAUGCUGGUGGUCUACUAAGGUCCUUAUCACAUCACUCAGAUGGUUCAGAGAGCGACUUAAUGGCUGCACCUCUCUCGGAUCUUUACAUAUUUGAAAGUGAAUCAAAAGAUUUUACCCUGUGCCCUGAUCCUGGUCCUAAAGAUAGUAAAUGUUCAGAGUGCCGGCCAUUAACACAAACAACAGUGGCAGAAAAACGGUUUACAGCAAUUUCAGAGGCAGGUGAUUCAUCUGUGGAGACCAAAUAUAACAAGGACGUGCUAAAAGAUCAGAUAAUAGUCCAGUAUGAGUCAGAUGAGCGGGACAGUAUGAGUGUAGAAACACCUGCUGUGGACGCCUCUGAUGUGGCACAUGAGAAAACUGAGGGUACUGGUGUAACAAUGAGAAAUGAUAGUCCCAUGGAACUGUGGCUUGAUGCUUGUCAGUAUUUUGCAAGUGAAAAUUCACAAGGUAGAAAUUUGAGUGAACCAUCUGUGAUGCAAGAAUCAAUGUCCACCACGACAAGUGACUUUUCUGUCACUCCAGAAGAGACACAAAGGUCAGGUUACAGUCUCAGUGCUUGUGACAUGAUUGGCUGGUCCUUUGACGACAACGAAAGUUGGGGGGCCCCGGUUGAGAGGUGGUCAUCAGUAGAUAGCUGGGCUAGUGCUCUUUCUGACUGGGCAGAUAUUAUCUCGUCUCCACCGGAAGACCUCACUGCUGCCUUCACAGAGAUAGGAGCAGAGAUAGAUGCUUUGACACAGGCGCUUGCUGAGGUAACCACUCAGAUCGAAAUAGGACAACAAAGUGAAACAUCAGAAGACAUUCCUGAUCAGUCCAUUAUUGGAGUCAAAGACAAGCCUUUAGACUCACACUGCAUUACAGAAAACUCAGCCUUCUCGGAACAGAGUUGUCUUAGAGGUGAGAUUCAAGAAAAAGAAUGUAUUGACCCAAUGUGUACAACAAAAGUGGAGCUCAGCCAAUGCCAGACUGAGCCCAAGCAACAAUCCAUGAGUUCAUGCGAGGUCACCACAUACAGUGAAAUACACAAUGCAGAUAGAACUGCACUUUCUGUGGCACCAGGGCCAACAUCUGAAGCCGAUACAGGUCUGCUGCACAGAAGAUCUGAUUUAUUCGAGACAAGCAGCGAUGUGGUUCUGAACAUUGUAGAAGACACAGAUGUGGAGUUAGAGAGUGCAUCCAAAGAUCUUCUCUACUGUGAGCCCCAUAGAGAUAACAAGUGUGAUGUAAAAGAUGAACCCAGUUUCUCUUCGCUGGACUUGCAGGCUGAGCGGGAUAUUGAAAGAAGUUGGACCCCACCGGAGACACUCAAGGUCGAUCAUAAAGGGAACGAUACACUAGCUUUUAAUUUUCUCAGCCCACUCACUCCAACAAACGCGCACGUGCCUGAAGAGGACAGUAACCCUGGGCUAAAUGCGCAUGUGACUUUAGCGGCCCUUGAUGGAGCAUGUCAGGUGGAGCCACUGUGGGGGAGUCCUAAGUUUAUUAUGCCCUCAGCUCCUAUUAGUAUAGGCUCCUCCCUUGUCACUCAGGCAGCAAGCAGCAGUUUGAAUGGAGACCAAGAGGCGACUAGAUGGGCUCUCAACAGAGACAGUGUUUAUGAUCCCAAUGAAGCUUUUGAAUGCCAGCCAAAAUCGGAUGAUAUUUCUGACUUCUCUUCAGAAAGUACUGAGGACAUCACUUGCUCACAGCAAAGUGAAACAGAUUCUUCAACAGACCUAAUAUCUGAUGAAAUUACACAGUGUUCUUUCCAUGAAAAUAAAACCAUUUUUGAAGAAAGUAGAGACCUUCUAAACUUGGCAGUAAUACCAAAUGAUCAUUUCACAGUCUGUGUGGAAAAACGGGUAGCAUGCUUCACUUUAGACUUGUAUGACCCUUUUUUUCCUUUGGUUUCAAAAACCUCUGCUGCAAGAAUGCCACAUAAAACUCACAAGUCUUCCUUGGAGGGCAAAACACGCUCCAAAAAGGACAGGCCUGCUGGUCAUUCCCAUGGCGUGCAAACCUCAAGGAAUCAGGAGAACCUACACUAUAAUGAUGGAGCUGAACAACCACCUUGUACAUUCAAAGAAAAUUUCACAGGAGAACAGGAGACCAGAGUGGAAUAUAAGGACGGAGAAAAGGUUAUAGAGGCAGUCACACAGAAAGAAACUGGCAGACGUCAUAGUAAAAAGAAAAAGAAACACCCAGGGAAAACUACAACUGAAUCACUGACUGAAGCAGAGAACGAGGCAAAAGCUGACAAAGCCAGAAAUGAUAUACUUAAAGAGAAACAAGUCACAAAGGACAGUGACCAAGCAGGGGCUAUACAAAAGACUGAAAAAGCAGAAACUAAAACAUCACCAAAAGACAAAUUGUCGCAAAAUAUAAGUGCACCAAAUAACGAUGACGACUUCAUUAAAAAGCGCCGCCUGUCACAGGAUAAGUUUGGAAAAUUGGUCAGUUCUCUGGAAUCUAAAUUAACUAAAAGAGACACACCAAAAGCAGCGGAAGACAAGGCUGAUGCCGGGACAACCCGCAGGAAAGCAUACAGCGAAGUAGUGAAGCAGAAAAGUGUUAAACCAAAGCAAGAUAUUAAGGUUGUGCAGCCCAUCCAGGCAGUGUCUGUGAGCGGAGACCCCCAGAGCCUUUGUCUCUGGUGUCAGUUUUCAGAUGUUCUCACUGACUACACAAUCACAUGGAGGAAAGACGGCACUGUUCUGACUGAAAUAAAGAGGAGUGCAGGGGAUGAGAGUAGAGUAUCACUGACCGUAUCCAAUGCUUCCCAUAAAGACCUGGGAAAGUACCAGUGUGAACUGAAGAAUGUUCACGGAAGGGUCACUCUGGACUUCUCACUCACCUAUGAAUUGCUCAGUGAGAUUGUCGUCCCUGCAACUCCUAAACCCACUCCUGCUGUUUCUGCUGAGAUGGGCCAUGAGGAGGAGAGUAUAAACUGCUCCAGACUCAUGUUCAAGGAGGACUUUCUGGCUGAACAAUACUUUGGAGAGAGUCAGUCUGCGAGCAUUGUCACUGAGAAGAUCCACUUUGGAGAAGGCAUGCACCGGCGGGCCUUCAGGACCACACUGCAGGCAGGACAGAUCCCUCUGCUGGUCCCGGGACACGCCUGUGUGCUCAAAGUGCACAACGCCAUCAGCUACGGAACCAACAACAACGAGGAACUAGUGCAGAAAAACUUCCAUCUGGCCGUGGAGGAGUGUCAGGUGCAGAACACUGCCAGAGAGUACAUUAAAGCAUAUACUGCUGUGGCUCAGUCCUUUGAGGCUUUUGGACCAGUCCCAGAGAUAAUUCCCAUCUACCUGGUCCACCGCCCGUCCAAUGACAUACCGUAUGCCACUCUUGAAGAGGAGCUGUUUGGAAAUUUUGUGAAGUAUUCAGUAAAGGAUGGCAAAGAAAUAAACCUAAUGAGGAAGGACUCUGAGGCAGGACAGAAAUGCUGUGCAUUCCAGCAUUGGGUUUAUCACCACACUGAUGGCAACCUCCUGGUCACUGAUAUGCAAGGUGUUGGUAUGAAACUCACUGAUGUUGGAAUAGCCACGGGAAAGAAAGGGUACAAAGGCUUCAAAGGAAACUGUGCCACGUCUUUUAUUGACCAGUUCAAAGCCUUGCAUCAGUGCAACUCAUACUGUGAAAUCCUGGGACUUACGUCUCUCCAGCCAAAGCCUAAAAAGACUGCACCAGCCCCCAAGCCCAAGGCUGCACCUGGUGCUACCCCCAAGAAGAAGAUGUUCGAGCCUUCGUUGAAGGGGAAGUCAUAACAGGGCGAGUGGGAGGAGGACACAGCUGAGCUAACAGACUCUUGAUUUCUUAAACAUUUUAUUUGAAAGAGUGUUGAUUUUCAUGAACUUGAACUGUGACAGAUUUAACACUUGAAUUGAUGCAUUUUCAUGUGGUUUGAUGAUAAGGUCUUUGAGUGGAAAGUGAGGACAGUCUAAAUCUGUUGUUUUUCUACUUCUGUGAUGUUUUCAAAUAAUAGUUCAUUAAAUUAAUGAGCGUUUAAUUGGAUUGAUUGUUUAAUUUAAUUGAUUGGAUAAGAAGUCUUUAGCUUUGUCUUUCAGGGAUGCAUUCAUUCAGUUUUACAGUAUAAUGGUGCGUCCCUAUUCUUUUGGUUGCAAUGCAACACAUUUGUAUGUUUUCUUUAUAUUUUAAAUUAAUUGUACUGUCUAUGUAAUAGGACAUCAUUUUUGUAAAUGAGUAUUGAAAUGUGAACAAUUAUUUUUUUCUUGUCUCUUUUACAGAUGUGAAAACACUUUUUUUUGAAGUAGUGUGUAUACCCACUACUUUCACUUUAACCUGUGUGUACUAGUCAAAGACACGUCACUGCUGCUUGGAUCUUAUGCUGUAAUUACUCUUUCAACAAACUAUAUUGUGUGGAACAAUUCAUGUACAUAAUUACCUUAACUUCACUUACAAACUAAUGUAAUGUGAAUAGCUGAUCCAAUAGCACUUUUAAAGUCUGUUUUUAAUAGAGGCAAUGCAGUGUUGCCAUAAUGGAAUAAAAACAGAGGCGUUUUAUU